Messenger RNA from Chironomus riparius, 1067 nucleotides. NCBI's taxonomy places the organism in Eukaryota, Metazoa, Arthropoda, Insecta, Diptera, Chironomidae. The record is from the annotation of a GenBank genome assembly.
GUGUUAAAAAUAUGUCAGGUUUUCAAAUUGAACAAAGCAAAUCCAAAUCUGCUACUUUUUUUGACGUUAAAACUUUGGAUGAAAAGUGGAAGAACUUUUCCAAAUGUGUCAUAAUGCCUCAAAAUGUAGAUAGAUUUGAUUCGUACAAGAACUUUUUCAUUCGUCCUGAUGAUAUUUUCAUACUUGGAUAUCCACGAUCAGGUACAACAAGAUUACAAGAAUUAAUUUGGAUUAUUGCCAAUGAUUUUGAUUUUAAAACUCUGAUGGAAUAUGAUUGUGGUACAAGAAUUCCUUUUUUCGAAUCACCUGAAUUAAGUUUUGAACUUCGUGAAAAGCCAUUGGUAACUUCAUUUGAAGAGAUGUCAAGCCCAAGGACAAUUAAAAGUCAUCUUCCAGUUCAAUUCUUGCCUGAUGAAAUUUGGACAAAAAAGCCAAAAUUAAUUCACAUUAGCCGUGAUCCAAAAGAUGCUAUAAUUUCACUAUUCUACUUGCUAAAUGAUUUUUCACCAGUUCCAAUAAAAUUAGAGGACUUCCUAGAAGAUUUUUUGUCAGAUAAUGUUUUGUAUUGUCCUUAUCGAGAGUAUGUUUGGAACUUUUUGAACUUGCCAGAUUAUGAAAAUAUUUUGUACUUGACUUAUGAGGAAAUGUCGGCUGAUUUGGAUGGAACAAUUCAAAAGGUUGGCAAAUUUUUAGGAAAAACUGUGUCAGAAGAGAAUGCCAGUAAGAUCAAAGAUUAUCUGAAUUUUGAAAAAAUGAAAAAUCGCAAAACAAAUGACAAUAAAUUCGCUUAUAAAAAAAUGAUGCAAAUAAUGCAUCCAAAUUUAAACAAUGACGUAACUUUUAUACGAAAAGGAGUCAUUGGUGGAUAUAGAAGUGAUAUGCCUAAGGAAUAUGCUGACAGAAUCGAUUACUGGUAUGCAGAAAGUGGAAAUUUAAAUCAAGGAUACAAUUAUAAGAAUUAUGCUGCAAUAAAAAAGAUUUUUGGUUCUUAAAUGAGUUUAAAUAAGUUCAUUUACCUUUAACAAUAGAUUAUUAAUUGUUUUGAAUUUGUGGUUUAAAAUUUACUU